Molecule: messenger RNA, 2394 nt
Organism: Aspergillus sclerotioniger CBS 115572
Lineage: Eukaryota; Fungi; Ascomycota; Eurotiomycetes; Eurotiales; Aspergillaceae
Product: pre-rRNA-processing protein ESF1
Exons: 2
Coding region: 124-2283 (719 amino acids)
Biological process (GO): rRNA processing
Cellular component (GO): nucleus
Molecular function (GO): RNA binding
Source: RefSeq, a predicted model, not a curated record
CACUUUUCCAGACAGCCACGCACCCAGGACGAUUGCACCCUUCAUCUUGCUGUCCGAAGUAUAGUUGAACUUACCUUAGCCAACUAGUCCAGCUCAGUUCUUACUAAGGACGGAUUCAUCACAAUGCCCGACCAGAAGAAGAAGGGAAAGAAGAGCGGCGGAGCGAAAAAUGACGCCGCUUCGGUGAUCACCGACCCUAGAUUCGCCAACAUCCAGACCGAUCCUCGUUAUCGUCUCCCCAGCAAACGUCAAACCCAUGUCAAGCUCGACAACCGUUUCGCGCACAUGCUGCGCGACAAGGAUUUCUCCCGAAACGCUGCAGUUGAUCGGUACGGACGGAAACUCGCUCGCGACGAUACUAAGAAACAGCUUGAACGGUUCUACCAGCUAGACGAUGAUGCAAAGGAGGGAGAAGAAAAUGACCUUGAAGAUGCCAGUGUCGCCGAUGACGAGGAGGUCCUCAGAGAACUGAAAAUGGCAGAGUCAUAUGACCCCGCGCGUGAUGGAGGUUUCGAUGAGUCUUCCUCAGAGGAGGAGAGCUCGAGCGACGAGGAAGAAGAUGAGGAGGAGUUUGAAGGCUUCGGCGAGGAGCUUGAAUACCCCGAUAAGCAGCGGACUGAUGUGCCGACGGGAGAGGUUACGGAUCGCAUUGCGGUGGUGAAUCUUGACUGGGACAAUAUUAGGGCAGAGGAUUUGAUGGCUGUUUUCUCUAGCUUUGCGCCGACUGGAGGUCGGGUGCUGAAGGUGGCUGUAUACCCGAGUGAAUUUGGAAAGGAGCGGAUGGAGAGGGAGGAGACUGAGGGUCCUCCGAGGGAGAUCUUCGCCUCAAAGAAGGAUGAUGAGUUUGAUGAUGAGGAUGAGCUUGACUCUGACGAGGAGGAGGAAAACAUCAAGAAGUCGAUCUUGAAGGAAGACAAGGGCGAGGAGUUCAACUCGGCACAGCUACGGAAAUACCAGUUGGAGCGACUACGUUACUUCUAUGCUAUCCUGACGUUCUCGUCAAGGGAUGUUGCGAAGCACGUCUACGAUCUUGUCGAUGGUGCCGAGUACCUGUCCAGCGCGAACUUCUUCGACCUCCGCUUUGUGCCCGAAGACACUGACUUCUCGGAUGACAUACCUCGCGACGCAUGCAAACGCAUCCCUGAUGGUUAUCAGCCUAACGAGUUUGUCACCGAUGCGCUGCAACACAGUAAGGUCAAGCUGACCUGGGACAUGGAGGACAAGUCGCGCAAGGAAGCCCAGGCUCGGGCCUUUAAGGGUAGCCGGAAGGAGAUCGACGAGAACGACCUGAAGGCUUAUCUUGCUAGCGAUAGCUCCGAUGACGAGGAGGAAGAGGGUGGUGUGGAGAUCGUUGAUACUACGCAAGGAGAUGGGGAGAGCUCCAGGAUAUCUAAGAAAGAGGACGAGCGACAGCGUCUUCGAGCUCUACUUGGCCUCAGUGCGGAGCCUAAGCCUUCCUCCAAGUCCGACGGACCUGUUGGUGAGAUGGAGGUGACCUUCACUUCCGGUCUGGCUGGUGGUCCCAAGGGCGACAGCAUCUUCGAAAACGAGCCGGAGAAGGAUGAGACUACGAUUGAGAAGUACAUCCGCAAGGAGCGUGAGAGGAAGAAGCGCAGAAAGGAGAAGCUCAAGGCCACCAAGCGUGGUGAGGAUGGCGAGGAUGAACAGGACGACGACGCCGCUGUCGCCGAGGGUGACGAAGAAAAGCCCCAGGAAGAAGACCUGGGCUUUAACGAUCCAUUCUUUGAAGACCCUACUGGUAAGGCCGCUGCUAUUGCCCGUCGCAAGGAAGAGAAGCGCAAGAAGCGCGAGGAGCGUGCCGCAGAGGAAGCCGCGGCCGCGGCCAAGCGGGCAGAGCUGGAGCUGCUCAUGAUGGAGGACAACAACAAGCCCGGCAUCAAGCACUUUGAUAUGAAUGAGAUUGAAAAGGCGGAGAAGCAAGCGCGCAAGAAGAACAAGAAGGGCAAGAGCAAGGGCAAGCAAGUCGAGGCGCCCGUGGAUGACUUCGAGAUGGAAGUCGCCGAUCCUCGUUUUUCUCGACUCUUUGAAAGCCACGAGUUCGCGAUUGAUCCCACCAAUCCCCGGUUUAAGUCGACUUCGGGUAUGAAGGCGCUGCUGGAAGAAGGCCGGAAGCGGCGAAGGGAUCGUGAUGACCAGGUCGAUGAGGAGGUUGGUCCCCGUGACCCCAAGAAGAAGCAGAAGACGAAUGCUUCCAAGGACGCGGGAUCGGACGAUCUGAAGAAGCUGGUCGAAAAGGUGAAGCGCAAGACGCAGCGCAGCUGAUCUGGUUGUAACAUAUCGAACUACCUACCUAUCUAGGAUGAGGAUGCAAAUACCAUGGGCACAUUUCCUGUUUUUAUUCGAUAGAUCACGAGCGUCUGUCAGUCUGCGUUC